UCUCCCUCUCGUCUUCUCUCUCUGGCUAGCUCGCCAUUAGAGGCGCUCCCAAGGAUUCUUCACUUCCAUCUUUUGUUAUAGUCGACCUUUGCCAUUAACACGGGUGGAUAUGGCCGUGGUUGAUCGUAUGACUAGAUUUCCCGAGUUUGGAGUCCCAUCGAUCACGCCAAGCAUUCGUGGAGUCACAUCUGAACCUGCGACACCAGUGUUUCACGACAAGAUUUAUGUUGCGGUCAGGGAGGAUGUGAGGGAGAACAGAGUGAAGCUUGUUUGGACGGUGCAUCAAUUAGGAGGUAGCGUCAACAUUUGUAUCGUUCACGUUCUAGUUCCUUCACAGAGGAUCCCCAUGAAACUGGGUGGAGAAAUGCCCGCGAGCACGGCAAACGAGAAAGUGUUGAGAGAACACAGAGAAAACGAGAGGAAAAACAUGCACAAAAUCUUGGAUUACGGCUUGCUUGUUUGUAAACAAAUGGGGGUACAAGCAGAGAAAGAGUACAUAGAAUCGGACAGCGUUGAAAAGGGAAUUGUGGAGCUCAUACGUUUGCACGGGAUUAAAAAGCUUGUAAUGGGUGCCGCAGCAGACAAGCGUUAUUUCAAGAGGAUGACAGAAAUCAAGUCCAGGAAAGCCAUCUUCGUUCGCAAUAAAGCGGACAUGUCUUGUCAAAUUAGGUUUAUCUGCGACGGGCAACUCAUUCACACAAGGGAAGCUCGGAAGGUUCAAUCUCUUGCACCAUCGCAUACUCCGACCCCAGGAGCCAAGCAGUCGAUUCUCCCCAAAUCACAAUCCGCCAGGCUGCAAAGGAGUGGUACGGCGAAGUUGAGCAAUCCAAUUCAAGACAUUCUGAAAAGAACGUUCUCUUCAAACGCCGACCCGCGAGCAGUGACGCCCAUAGCCUCUCCUUCCCCAGAUACCACUCCUUCAGAGCAGCCUAAUGCGGUGACCAUGCUGCGGAGCCAAGACACUUUCCAAGAACUCGAAUCAUUUUCAACGAGUCUUGGCCAUUGUCCGCGGUGGAAUGAGUCGGCCUAUCUUACAGGCCACUCCUCAUUUUUCAGCACCCUGGGUAUGAAUGUAAACGCCGGGCGAGAAGUGCUUGAGGAGGAAGAGGUCACUUGGGCUAAAGUGGAAGUAGAUAUCAUCGAAGGCGGGCAAAAGGAUCCCACGAAGAUGAAGUAUCCACAGAGAUCAUACGCUGAGAAGUUGGAGGAAGAACUUGAGAAGGUGAAGAAUCAGCUAGACAAAGUGAUGGAGGAACUUCACAUUGCCCAGUAUCAGAAAUCACAACUCAAGAGCCAAUUCGUUGAGACUGACCAGAGCAGAAAGGAGUUGGAGAUGAAAAUCAUCUUGAGCGAGGAAAUUAUUAGUACUUACAGACAAGAGCGAGAGCUGUUGCAGAAUGAGCUCGACAACGCGCUCCGAAAGGUUGAGGAGGUGAGCAGAAGGCAAGGACAUUCCUCAGGCACAAAGUACUUCUCUGAGUUCUCCAUGACCGAAAUCAAGGAAGCUGUGCAGAACUUCGAGCCGUCCUUGAAGAUUGGAGAAGGCGGUUGUGGGAUUGUGUAUAAAGGUUUCCUUCGACACAUGCCAGUAGCUAUAAAGACGAUGAAAUUUCAGAGCAUGCAAGGUUCCCAACAAUUUCAACAGGAGGUGGAUGUGUUGAGCAAGGUGAGGCAUCCUAAUCUCAUCAUGCUCAUAGGCGCUUGUGCCGAGCCUUGGACUCUAGUUUAUGAAUAUUUUCCAAAUGGAAGCCUCGAAGACUGGCUCCACAGCAGCAACAGAGCGAAGCAGCUGUCAUGGCGAGCCCGGAUAUGCAUUGCUACGGAGCUCUGCUCCGUCCUAGCCUUCCUCCACUCCUACAAGCCUCACAGCAUUGUCCACGGGGAUGUCAAACCAGGGAACAUCCUACUUGACGCGCACCUUGGGUGUAAGCUCAGCGAUUUUGGCAUCUGCCGACUGCUGUCGCAAGGCGAGCGGUCGAGCAACAACACCACAGUCCUGUACCCGACUGUCGUGAAAGGGACGCUAGGAUACAUGGACCCCGAAUUCCUCAUCACGCGAGAGCUCACGACAAAGUUUGAUGUUUAUUCUUUCGGAAUUAUACUGCUGGAGUUAUUGACUAGGAGGCCCGCUCUAGGACUAGUUAACGAAGUGCAAAAGGCGAUCGAUGCAGGGACUUUGAAGGCCAUCUUGGAUCCAUUGGCUGGAGAGUGGCCCGAUAUGCUGGCCAAGGAGUUGACUCAUUUGGCUUUGAGGUGCUGCGAGAUGAGCAGAAGGAAUAGGCCGGAUCUCGGGUCAGACGUGUGGACGGUGCUCCAAUCGAUUAGAGCUUCCCUCGGAUACACCUAGACUUCCGGAUACUCGGGGAUUGAGCAAUAUACAUGUGUUGGAUGUGUACUUUAUCUUUAAGUAAAUAGACUUACUGGGUCGUGUGUGGCAGUCGCCGGCGAGUACCGGCUCAUUUGUGUAUAUGUAUGUACAAAUUUUUUGUUAGACCGUUUAUUAUGCUAUCUUGUUGAGAGUUCUUCCUGCAUGUACCUAUCAUAGUUCUUAUUAAGAGAUUUUCUUCCGCAUUAA
Molecule: messenger RNA, 2575 nt
Organism: Eucalyptus grandis
Lineage: Eukaryota; Viridiplantae; Streptophyta; Magnoliopsida; Myrtales; Myrtaceae
Product: U-box domain-containing protein 33
Exons: 8
Coding region: 110-2347 (745 amino acids)
Biological process (GO): protein phosphorylation
Molecular function (GO): ATP binding; protein kinase activity
Source: RefSeq, a predicted model, not a curated record